GCAAUCAUGGUGAGAGGUGGAACCCAGGUGGGGCCGCCAGGUGUCCAGUGGCAGGUCGGUGGCAGCUGUGCCAGGGGAGGCUUAGCCUUCCUUGACCUAUUAAACCUGCUGCAUAUGCCUGGCCUGGAGUUGCUGUAGGGGUUGGGGAUGCUGCAGUGGAGGGUCAGAUUACAGCAAUCUCCCCAGGACUGUUGAACGCCCUUGGCCAGUGACUCCCAGGAGGGCAGCAUGCUUCCAACUCCAAUUGACUCCAGCUUGGGGUCUCUCUGAUCUGCUGAAUGUGGCUUUGUCUUCACUUUGCACCUUUUAGCAACACAACUGUGCUGCUGUUUGUCAGCAAGAGAGCACUCUCCUGCCUACAGAAAACUUCCACCCCCAACAAAUGGCGUUAGGGUUGUUGGCAGGGGAGCUCUUAUGCCGACAUAGCGCUGUUUACACCGGCACUUUUCAUCAGUUCAACUUUUGUCAUUUAGGUGUGGUGGUGUUUUUUUAACACCCCUGAAUGACAAAAGUUUUUUCAACAAAGUUCCAGUGUAGACAAAGCCAUAGUGAUCUAAGGAGGAGCUUUACUUCUGUUCUGGAUAGGUGCCCAACCCAGCUGAAGCAGUUAGCUGGUGGAGGUGCUUUCUUCCCUGUUAGACCCAGCUGCCCCAGGGCACCAACAUGGCCUGUUGCAUGAAUAGCUGUUCCCCUGCAGUGGUGCUGUGUCAUCGCCAUGUAGGAUCCUUAUUUAACUAGAGCCUCAUCGUGUGGAGUCUGAAAUGGAUUUCACACUGAGCUACAUUAUGGUUAAUACAAAAGAGAUCGUUGUCAGUAUAUAUUUAAGGUACUCAGUUACCAGACUGUCUCUGAUACACAAGUGUUGCCAACUCUUAUGAUUUUAUAGCAUGGCUUCAGGUCUGUGAUGUUUUCGUUAAAGCCUCGGCUGCUAGAAUCCUAAUACAAGAGAUUCUUAGAUUUCAUUCAAUAGAGAAAAGUUUGGGGGUGUGAAGCCAGUACAUCCUGUGGCAUUAUGCCCUGUGUUCAUCAUCGUAAGAUUAUCGUGAUAAGAUUAUGGCAUAAAUGUGUAUUUUAUGCAAGAUAGGUCAUGUAAGAUAUUGAAAAGGUUAUGAUUCACUGAAUAUGAUUAUCCAAUUCAUGCAUGUAUCAUUUUGGUAUCUGAUUUAGGCAUAUUGUCUAUACAUCGAUUACAAAUGUGUGUACACGGGGAAUGCCCAGUAGGUAGAAUGCACUCAGUCCAGAUGCCUUGCUGGGAAGGGCCAUUAGAGAGAACAAUAGGUCUUAGAAGAUGCUAAUCUCCCAACAGGGAACCUUCCUGAGGAUGCUCCAAGCAGCCUCUCCGUCAUGGCUGCUAUAGCCCUAUCGGCAGGGCUGUCCUUACCCAUAUGCAAGGUACACAGCUGUGUAGGACACCAGCAAAUUUCCUGGUGCCCUGCGCAGUUGCAUGCUACUCCAACCUCUGCCCUGCCUCUUCCCCAGGGCCCCAGCCCCACCUCUUCCUGCUUCCUCUCCCACCUCUUCCCGCCCCUGGGAAGUGCAGCAACCCGGUCCCAGCUGUGCCGCUGGUGAGUGCUGGGGGGUUAUUCCCGCCUGCUCCCCAAGCCAGCCCGGCCCCCACACAUGGAGGCCUGGGGCCCAACAAUCCCCUCAGUGGGGGAGCUGCAUAUGGCCCCAGAAUAGCUAUGGAUGGCCCUGCCUAUCAGAACAGGUGAUCAAGUCACCUGGUACUGGACUCCAUCUUGGAAUACUAAUGUUUUUCCAUUGAAAGGGGUGGGAACUAAAACUAGGGACAAAGGAUUCCUGCCGUAUUCAAAAGCUAUUUAAGGCAGGAGAGUGACCAUCAUCAUGGAUCUUCAGUGACUUCCUGCCCAAGAAGAUUGCUGGAAAUGGCUGAGAAGCGAGGACUGAGCAGGGGGAGAAGGGCAGAACCCAGGCUAAUCAUCUGUCAGGACAUCAGCGAUGAAGGGGUUGCAGGAUCCAGAUGACAGAAGCCAGAGUUGAACACCGACCGUGGACGACAGAUGAAACAGACAGGGGCAGCGAUGGACGGCUGCUGCUCUCUUGACAUUGGGUGUCAGGGACGGACGUCGAUGCUGGACGCAGAAACGGUUUCACCUUCACCCUCUCACUGCAGUAGAGAGGGGCGUAUGAAAUGCUGAUUAAAAAUCAUUCAGAAUUAAAGUCUGUAAGAUCUGAGGAACAUCAAGGAACUGGGGAAAAGCUUUAAUGCCCUGAAACAAAACUGGAAAUAUGUAAUGAAAAACAAACAAACCAAAGGCCUUCUGGUUUGACUGAGGAGGGAGAAGCUGGGAACUCCGCACAGACUGACUCUGCUGAGAAGUUUCUGCCAGUUUAAACAGAGAGAGAGUUAAGUUAUACUGGAUUUCUAGGACCCAGGCCCAUGAUGGAGGAGGAUUCCCCCUCCCCCAAAUCCUGCUCUUCAGCUGCAUAGUCUGAUGGCUGGAGAGUCACAUGUUAUAAGGAAAAUGAAGGUUUCCUCCUUCCAUCAUGGCCCUGUAAUGAGUUCCUCUCUGCCUGGCUACAUCAUGUUCUUCAUUAUUCUGUCCAUUCACAAAGGGGACUCAGCUCAAUUUAAAGUGAUUGGACCUGACCACCCUGUCAUGGCCACUGCUGGUGAGGACAUUGUGUUACCCUGUCACCUCAGUCCCAGGGUAAGCGCUGAGAACAUGGAGGUGAGAUGGUACCGGUCCCAGUUCUAUUCACUUGUGCACCUUUAUCGUGACGGGGACAAUCAGAACGAAAGGCAGAUGCCAGAAUACCAGGGAAGGACAGAAUUUCUGAGAGAUGACAUUGCCAAUGGAAGCGUUGCCUUGAGAAUACGCCAUGUCAGGCCAUCUGAUGAAGGACAGUACAAGUGCUUUUUUCGAUCAAGUGUUUUUCAUGAAGAAUCCCUGUUGGAACUGAAAGUAGCAGGUCUGGGCUCUGCUCCUCUCAUCUCUGUUGAGGGUUAUCAGGAUGGUGGGAUUCGAAUGGUGUGUCGAUCAGCUGGGUGGUACCCAGAGCCUGAGGUGCUGUGGAGAGAUCCCAGUGGACAGCCUUUAACAUCACUGUCAGAAACAAAACCCCACGGGGCUAAUGGCCUGUUUGAGACGCAGAGUUCUAUCAUUAUGUCAGAGACUUCUAACCAGAGCCUGUCCUGUCAUAUCAGGAACACCCUCCUCAACCAAGAAAAGGAGUCGACAGUUUAUAUAGCAGGUCCUUUUUUCCCAAGGGUGUCUCCCUGGAUGGUGGCUCUGUGCGUCCUCCUGGUUAUUGCCUUUGUUUUGAUAGGCGUUGCUGCUUUUCUCUUCAAGUUAAGAGGAAACCUUCAUGCAAAAAUCAGGAAGAUCCAGGCUGAAAAACGAAAACUUCUUGAAAAUAUCAGUGAACUCCAAGAAGAAAUUAGGAGAUUGCAGGCAGAAAUUGGGAAACACCUUGACAAUAUCAGUGAACUCCAUGAAGAAAUUAGGGCACAUCUUGAAAAUAUUAGUGAACUGAAUGAAAAAAUUAGUCGACUUCAAAGAGAACUUGAAUGGAGAAAAGCCCUAGUUUGUCCAACGAAUGUGACCUUGGAUCCAAACACAGCAAAUGCCCAGCUCAUUGUGUCUGAGGAUCGGAAAAGCGUGAGGCGUGGAAUUGCACGGCAGGAGGUGCCAGACAAUCCAGAGCGAUUCCAUUCUUUCUGUUUGCUGGGCUGUGAAAAGUUCACCUCAGGGAGACAUUACUGGGAGGUGGAGGUGGGAGAUGGAGGAUUUUGGGCUGUGGGUGUUGCCAGAGAGUCUAUGAGGAGGAAGGGAGGGAUCAGAUUUAACCCUGAGCAGGGGAUCUGGGCUGUAGAGCGGUGUGGGGAUCAGUACCGGGCUCUCACCUCUCCGGAAACUCCCAUGCCCCUGAGUGAGAGACCUAAGAAGAUUGGGGUUUAUCUGGACUAUGAAGCGGAGUGGGUGGCAUUUUAUGAUACUGGUAAUGAGACCCUGAUCUUUACUUUCAUGUCAGCGUCUUUCACUGGGGAGACAAUCCUUCCCUUCUUCUGGGUGGGGAUUGGAGUCCUGCUCAGAGUCUGCCCCUGAGGCCUGGAGAUGGGGAGGUAGCAAUAUCCCACUGGGGUUCACUCUGGUUGUGGACCAGAAAUAGACUGAACUAGUUGUCCUGGGGACAGCUCAGAUGGUUUAAAACGCACUGCUGUGGUUCUAGAGAGGGGGACUGGGGAGACAGAGAAGAUGAGGGGUUGUAGGGAGCAUAGGCACUGACUAUGUGGGUGCCGCAGGGCUUGAGCACCCACAGGGAAAAAUUAGUGGGUGCUCUGCACCCACUGGAAGCCAAGCUCCCUUCACCCCCCACUCAACUCACCUUCUCCUCCUGCCCUGAGCACGCCGUGUUCUCACUCCUCUGCCUAC
This is a messenger RNA of Gopherus evgoodei (Goodes thornscrub tortoise), 4397 nucleotides long. Its product is annotated as butyrophilin subfamily 1 member A1-like. The transcript is spliced from 21 exons. Gene Ontology annotation, molecular function: protein binding. The record is from RefSeq and is a predicted model, not a curated record. Lineage: Eukaryota; Metazoa; Chordata; Testudines; Testudinidae. The coding region runs from base 2457 to 4070 and encodes 537 amino acids.